AUGGUACCGCAGCACACAACGCCGAUCUCGUCGACGCCGAUGGCCAGCAUGCCGAUGGAGGGCCUCACACCGCUCUCGGAGCACCACGUGACACCGAUUCUGGACGCGCCGCCAGUACUGCCACGGUCCAUGCGCUUUGGGACACUGCGCGUGGUGGACCACCGGCGGUGGCACUAUAGCCUCAUGGGUGUGCUCGCCCUCGACUUUCUCUGCAACUGCAUCGCCGUCUCCUUUACGUCCAAAGACUCGUUCAUCCAAUAUGCGCAUUCGACGCGGCUCGCAUCCGCCGCGUGCAUGGUUGUCUACGCCGUCGAUAUGCUCUUGCGGCUCGUCGCGCUGCGCGGUGCAAUGACGCGCUCGGGCUUUCUCAUGGCGGAUGCGAUCGCUUUCGUCUUGCUCGGCGUCGGCUUGGUCCUCCGAUACGUCUUCGCCGACGACCUCAGCACGCUCAAGAUUGUCGCCAACGGCUGGACCACCAAGUUUGAGACCAACACCAAGUUUGUGUCCAACCAGGUCGAAAUGUACUUUGACACGGCGUACACGGUCCUGCUGGCGGCCCGGAUUGUGCUCAAGCCCCGCGCGCGCAUGUUUUCCAAGAAGCUCCACACCAUUAGCAAGUACAGCUGUAGCAUGGCCAUCUCAAUUGCAUCCGUCAAAGCCGCGCUUCGCCACGUGCCCCACAUCACCGCGGUCGCGAUCGAGCAGCUCGACACGGAGCUGCGCAUCGUGUGCGGCCGCGACGACGGCGACAUGACGCGCGCCGAGCUCUUGGCCUUUCUCGAGCGGGCGCUGCCGUGCCGGCCUCGACACAUGACCGCUUCGGCUUUUCUGAGCCACCUUCGCGACAUUGAUGCCCGCUUUGGUGGGUCGGCGUAUGGCGCCUACGACGUGGUGCGGUCGACACUGCAGCACUGGUCCACGCAGUCGGUGGACUUGGCGCUCACAACGUUCGUCGUGCUCGUGUCGGCGUCGAUCUUGCCGCUGCUCGCGUAUUUCCUGAAGCUGUGCACGGACCAAGGGUUUCCUGCGAGUGUCUGGGUCUACGCGCUCCAUAACUUUGACGACUUUGGGCUUGACCAAGGUCUCAGCGUCCACGCGAGCUUCAAGUGGAAGAACCAAACGUCCAACGAUAACGGCACGCUCGUGGAUCUGCCUUUCGUGCCGUGGCACAGCCUUUUGGAAGGUGUCAUUGGCAUCCUUGGGAUUAGCAUCCCGUUUGUCGUCGCAGAUUACGCCAUGGGGUAUUUCCAAUCGAAAAUGAUUGCGAAUGCGACCAAGCGACUGCAAGACACGCUCUUUGACGUGCUCUUGCGGCAGCCAACGGAGUUUUUCGCCGCCCGGUCCGACGGCGACCUCAACAACCUCUUCCAGUCGGACAUUGCGCGCGUCAACGCCAUGUGGCAAGCCGUGUUUUGGAAUCUCAUGAACCCGAUCGUAUCGAUUGUCGUCGGCUUUGUCUACCUCAUGUACUCGGAGCCAACGAUCGGCGCCAUGUCGUUCGCCUUCUCGGCCAUCAUCGUCACGUCCGGGCCCCAAGGCCUCGCGGCGCGCAAGUCGCAGCAGUUUGGCUCGCAGAGUGCGUACGUAGCGGCCGAGUUUCAGAACGCGGUCGCGUGCCAUAAAGUGGUGCGUGCGUACCACAUCCAGGACCCGCUUUUGACGAAAUUUGGCGCCCACCUUGGCGGGCUCCGGCGCACGCAAUUCGCCAAAGACUUUUGGAGCGGCGUCGUCCAGAUCUACAUCGAGUCGGGCAUGUUCAUCUUUGUCCAAAUCAUGACCGCGUGCCUCGUGAUCAAGGUGUUUCACGGCGACAUCACGUCGGGCGAUUUCUUCUCGUGCGUCACGAUGCUGAACCGCAUCUCGACGCCCGUCACGGUCCUCGGCGGCUUUAUGCGCGUGGCCAUUGGCAACGCGUCGAGUCUCCAGCGCAUCGACGAGAUCGUACGCAAUGCGGCUGUGACGGCUGCCGCCAGCGACGCCGACGACGCCAACAAGCCGGCGCUACCGCGCAUGACACACAGCAUGACGGUGACCGACGUGUGCUUUCGCUACGAUGCGAAUGCACCCGAGUACGUGCUCCGGCAUGUGCACGCAACCUUUCACAAGGGCGAGUACACGUGCAUCGUGGGCCCGAGUGGCUGCGGCAAGAGCACACUCCUCGCCUGCCUCAUGCAGUUUUACACGCCGAGCGAGGGCACGAUCUGUGUGGAUGGGCUCUCGAUUGCGCCCUACUCGAAAGCGAGCUUCCGUGACCAGACCGCGGUCGUGUUUCAGGACGGCGGCGUUCUCAACGGCUCGAUCCUCGACAACAUUGCGUAUGGCCGGGACGGUGCGACCCGGGAAGCGUGCUUGGAAGCGGCCAAGCUGGCCGAGUGCCACAUCUUUGUGGACGGUCUCAAGGACGGCUACAACACGAUCAUUGGCCAGCACGCAGUCGUCAACCUCAGUGGCGGCCAACUCCAGCGCAUCUGCCUUGCUCGCGCGCUGGUGCGUCAGCCGAGCCUGCUCUUGCUGGACGAAGCCACGAGCGCGCUGGACCCCGAGACCGAAGCCAGCAUUGUGCAGACGCUCGAGCGGCUCGCCAAGCAGCUACACAUGACGAUCGUCUCGGUCACGCAUCGCCUCUCGACGGCGCGCAACGCCGACAAGAUUCUCGUCAUGCAAAGCGGCGCGGUUGUUCAAGAGGGCACGUACCACGAGCUGCUCAUGGCACCCAACUCUGUCUUUGCGGAGCUCGUGCGCAAAAUGGAGGCGACCGAGGCUGCACCAAGCGUUCACUUCCGCACGCUGGAUAGCCCCCGCACGACAGCAACCUUUGAUACCCACCGCGCGCUGGAGCUGUUUGGCUCGGAUUUAGACGCCCGCGCGGUGUCUCGGAAGCGGUCGGAGAACGGGUCGGCGCUCGAUGGUCGACGACACACCACCCGGUCCAAUGGCGACAACGGCAGCUUCCUCCUCAUCUAG
Saprolegnia parasitica CBS 223.65 is the source of this 2964-nucleotide messenger RNA. RefSeq lists its product as hypothetical. Lineage: Eukaryota; Oomycota; Saprolegniomycetes; Saprolegniales; Saprolegniaceae. Gene Ontology annotation, cellular component: membrane. Gene Ontology annotation, biological process: transmembrane transport. The coding region runs from base 1 to 2964 and encodes 987 amino acids. The record is from RefSeq and is a predicted model, not a curated record. Gene Ontology annotation, molecular function: ATP hydrolysis activity; ABC-type transporter activity; ATP binding. The transcript has 12 exons.